AUGGGAAGUGGCUGGACCAGUGCUGCAGGAGCGAGCCCGACGCGUUCUUCGCCGGGCCAUCCUCCGAGAAUAUCGCCUCCUGCUUCGCGUCGUGUUUCGCGCUUGGGCCAGAGCGCGAACGUUCUGGACGGAGGUUCGCCGCCUUUGCUGCGGCAGCCGGUGAAGGAUGAUGACACCACGGAGGCUACGGUCGAGCAGGUGGAUGGCUCCCAGAGCGACCGGGGUUGGUCGAAACUGGGCGUCAACACCAUCUUGGCCGUUCGAGCCCUGGGGGACACAGGGUCCUUUAGAGGGUUCCUCUAA
Molecule: messenger RNA, 303 nt
Organism: Symbiodinium sp. CCMP2592
Lineage: Eukaryota; Dinophyceae; Suessiales; Symbiodiniaceae
Source: the annotation of a GenBank genome assembly